AUGAGCACCUCCGACGACGAAUGCGACAAAGAAAUACCACUACUGAAGAUCGAUGUCGCACAGCUAUUAGUAGAGAACGUAACCAUCGGGAAGGACGGGGCCGAGAGGGAGAUAGAAGCAGUGAUCGACACCGGAGCGGCCGUAUCAAUCGUAUCACCCAGAAUAGCAGCGGAUUUAGCACUAGAACUGAAGACGUGGGGAGGACCGUCCAUCGUCAUGGUCAACAGACAACGGACACCCCCACUAGGAAGAGUCGAACUAUCACUAACGAUCGGAACGAAAUCAAUCAAAGCAGACCUGCUCGUACUGGAGAUGAAAGGGAUCGACGUCUUACUAGGCAACGACGUACUCCGCCGAUUCAAGACACUAGAAAUCGAGUACGGGACGGGCAAGCCCAAGAUGAGAUUCGGAGAACUGCCAGUCAGCCUAGUCCUGGAGGACCCUCACACCGGACCGACGAACAAGAUCAUAGCAAGCAAAGGAAUCAGAAUCCCAGCGAGAUCGAUGGCAGCAGUAGAGGUAGUACAAAAUGAAGCAGUACGUGAGUCACCAGACGGAAGACCGUGGCUGAUCGAACCGACGAGGAGGACCAACCCAGGACCAACACCAGGAAGAGCCCUACUACCAGGCGACCGACUGACAACACUGAUCCCAAUGAUGAACCUAGAAAACAGACCAGUCUUCGUACACAAAGGCAUGGUCUUAGGACAUCGCACGGAAAUUAGGACCGAAGGCACGGAGAUCAGCGAAGACGACAGGCCACCAACCCCAAGAGCGUGCAUGACCACCACAGAACAAACACCUAAAGACCUUGACUUCAGAGCCAGCAUAAACCAAGACCUCACAGAAGAGGAGAUAGACGACAUCGAGCGAGCACUACGAGACAACGGAGACUGUUUUGCCAGAGAUGGGGACCAGCUAGGCCGUUGCAACGUAGCAGAACACGAAAUCCAUCUGAUCGAGAACGCCGGGCCCAUCUACCAAGCACCACGACAAACGUCGCGGAAAGAAGAGGAGAUACAAAGAGACCUGACGACAGAGAUGCUAAGGAAGAAAGUGAUCGCGAGAGCGAGCGGGCCUUGGGGCGCAAGGGUACUGCUCUUGCAAAAGAAGGACGGCACAUGGAGAUUCUGCCUCGACUUCCGCCCCCUGAACGGAAUCACCAUUUUUAGCGUCUAUCCCAUGCCCAACAUCGACAGGACACUGUCAAGACUACAUGGAGCAAAAAUAUUCUCAGUAAUGGACUUAGAAAGUGGAUAUUGGCAGAUACCGAUGAGGAAAGAGGACAGAGAGAAAACCGCGUUCGUCACAGCUGACGGCACUUUCCACUUCCUAGUCAUGCCCUUCGGCCUCUGCACAGCACAAGCAACAUUCCAACGGACCAUGGACAUGGUACUAGGCGGACUGCGGUGGACAGCGUGCCUCGUCUACCUGGACGACAUCAUCGUAUAA
Messenger RNA from Daphnia pulicaria, 1452 nucleotides. RefSeq lists its product as uncharacterized. Lineage: Eukaryota; Metazoa; Arthropoda; Branchiopoda; Diplostraca; Daphniidae. Bases 1 to 1452 code for a protein of 483 amino acids. The transcript has a single exon. The record is from RefSeq and is a predicted model, not a curated record.